Messenger RNA from Symbiodinium pilosum, 2469 nucleotides. The record is from the annotation of a GenBank genome assembly. NCBI's taxonomy places the organism in Eukaryota, Dinophyceae, Suessiales, Symbiodiniaceae.
AUGGCUCAUUGGACGAACAUUGACGCAUGUUGCGGCUUUCCGUGGCACAAGGCUUACGGCUGUCUUCGGCGCUGCUUUGACGGUGCAAAUGCGCCAGUUGUCGCAGUGGACCGAUACGGCCUGGUCACUCGAUGGAACAGGAAAGCCGAGGAGGUCUUCGGCUGCCUGUGCGAAGCAGCUCUCAGGAGACCUUUCUCUGACUUUCUUGAGAAGGGCGACCAGCUGGGCUUGGCUGACUUACAGGCUGCCAUAACGUCCAAAGCAACGCUGUCCCCUGGCGGUAUCGCCCACUUGCAGCGGCGCUUUUGCGUGCGGUCUCGGGCUGCGGGGCAGCCGUGGCACGAGGUCCUCUUUCUGGCGUCCAGUUGCCCAAGUGCGACCAGCAAGGAUGCUUCAGGCGUGCUCUUCAUCGGCCAGGAAGUCACGGGCUUGCUCAAGAGCUCACACUCUUCUGAAGUGACUCUGCAAGAUCGUUUGAUCCGAGAGGUGAAUGCUCCCCUGAUAGCAGUGGACAAGUAUGGAUGUGUGGAGGAGUGGAAUAGAGGAGCCGAGCUGCUGACUGGCUUUACCAAGGAGGAAGCCAUCGGAAAGCGAUUGGUGCAGCAUUUUAUUGCUGACGAGUUCUCCGACUCUGUACAGACAAUGCUCUCACAGGGCAUGAACGGUCAGGAGAUUACAAACUACGAGUUUUCCUUGUGGACCAAGAGUGGGCAGCGCAAAGACAUUCUGUGGAGCGCGACUGCCCGCCGCGAUCGCCAUGGAAACAUUGUGGGCGUGAUCGGCAUCGGACACGACAUUACCGAGCUACGCUCAGAGUCCAAGAUGCUGGCAAACUACGUCCGCAUUUGUGGCGCGGCGGUCUGGUCCCUGAAGGGCAAUGCAAAGACGGGAGUUAUCACCGAUAGCAAAACUCGAGAAAUUGAGCACUUGAUCUCGCAACAGGCGCAGAUGGACAUUUGUGAUCCACGAAUGGUGCUGUGGCGGGCGUCCUUCGUUUCGAUUUUAAAAACGAUGUGCCAAAAUUUCUGGAUGAGACGGAAGGGAGUACAGGAAGGGGUGCAUGUGCCGCCUGAGAAGCUGGGCGCCAGCACUGAAAUUGUAACGACCGACUUUGGCUACGAGUUCUGCUUCGAGGCUCCAAAUGGGAGCGUGAAGUGGUACAAGGUGCAGGGCCACCUCAUUCAAGAAUGCACGCUCGGCAGCCAGUUCGAAGUUACGGGCUCCAUGCAGGAAGUCACCUCAAUGCUCAUUGACAAAGUCAUGGGUGACAGGUGGCAGAAGUGGUGGAGCCGCAUGUGUCACAUGGUUUUCGAUGCAACGUUGCUGGUGGACACACAAGAGUACCGAGUGCUGAAUGCCUGGGGUGAGGAGAAAGUCUUUGGAUGCAAGUUGCAAUCGCACCAUCCAUUGCUUCAGCUCAUAAAGCCUGAAGACACCGUCUCGCUGAAAGAAGCUUUCAACGAGGUAACGUUCAAAGGCUUUGAGCGUGGCCGCACCCUGCACUUGCUUCGACCUGGAAACCAGCGCGAUACUCCGGCGCAAUGCUUCUUGCUGUCGGCAGACCAGGAGAAUCCAAAUGAAUGCAUGAUGGGUAUUCGCAUGCAGGUUACUGCCUCUGACGAAAAUGUUUCCGUGCUUUGGGAUGUAGCAAAGCCCAACCCAGUGCUUACCCUCGAAGACUUGGCGCGAUUGAAGUCGGGAUUGAAGCGUUCACACCGGCGUCCGUCCCGGAACUUACGGAAUGUGCACCAACGAUCCCUUCAUCCCAGGUCGCGCACGUCAGAUCCCAUCGCGUCCUCGCACUCGCUCUCUAGCAUCCCUGAGGACCUGCACGGCGAGUUUGAAGAUGACGAUGAUGUUCGUUCUGUUUCGGACAUGUCUGAUCGAGGCUCCGAAGCUGAAAACUCCAUGGCAGACGACAGCGAAAGCCGCUGCUCAAGUUCAGAGCAUAGUUCGACGUCGAAUGACGAGGGCAUGUCUGAGGUUGGCGUUUGCAACAGCAGCCCCGCGAGAUCUGCCAGCGAGGAUUUCGUGCCAGGAGCACCGCAUGACUGGAGCUCCAAUCCAUUCAACCUCUCCCCGAAGAAGGGCCGUCUUCCCGAUGCAAGCUCUCCGUUGAGAGGAACCAAAUAUGGUGGUGUGCCUGCAAGGCAGCUGGCACCUGGCGCCCCAUUGCCUGUGCAGAGGAAGGCAAGGGUUGGGCCUCCCACCGUGAAGUUGAGAUGGUCUGGCAAGUCCUUCUCUGUUGACUUGGACGACUUCUCGACCAUUGGUGAGCUUCGCGCACACAUUCAUCGGGUAACAGGUGUGCCCGCAAUGCGACAGACUUUGAUUCUUGGUGGCCGAAGGCUUCCAAUCAGCGACGACUCGUCGCCCACAAUGAAUGAGCCUAACUGGCAGGAAAUCAAGGAUCUUGUCCGUCCUGGCCAAUGCUUAAUGAUGGUUGGCAGUGCUUCUUGCUUGCAUUGA